CGUCCUCCGACCACCAAGAGGAGGUCGAAAUGCCUACGGUAACGCGACUGACGUUAAACUGCCAACCCGUCCUGCUAGGCGACGAGGACGCUCGACGCACGUGCGACGCUGACGAGAUGCGCCGCGCGUUGUCGAGUUGCCGCGGCGAGUGAGCGACGCUCGGCCGCAACCUCGACAUGACACGAGUGUGCGACGAACUCCUUCUAACCAGCACUGGGCCGCUGCCACGCCUCAAUCUAAACGACAGGACUCCGUGACUCCGUGACAGAUGGACGAGUCAAAGGUCCCCCAGCAUGACAGGAUGCUCAUUCGAAGGAGCUCGGAGGCCCUGGACGCGGAGCCCCCUCCGCCGAGCGCGGUCAAGGGCGUGGCGGCCGCUGGUCAGCGAAUGGCUAACGGGCGGGUGGCCAGCGGAACCCCGGACGCCUGCCCGGACGCGCACGUCAAGAUCUGCAUCGAUGUCAGCGAGCCCGGCACCGCCACGCCCAAGAACCAGGACGCCGUACAGUUCUUCCCGACGCCCUCUGCCGGUGAGCAGGUCCGCGCGGCGUCCGACGGCAGCGCUGCGGCCAACAACAACGCGGCGUCGGGUGGCCGCGCGGCGAAGGAGGGCGACGACGUGUCCCUGUACGGCACCCCCAAGGAAGAGCUGGGGCCCGGCGGCGGCGCGGGCCUGUCCGAGGCCAAGGCGUCCUUCAUGCGCAACCAACUGGAGGCCCUGUUCCAGCCGUCCGACAACAAGCUGGCCAUGAAGCUGUUCGGAUCCAAGAAGGCGCUCAUGAAAGAGCGCAUCCGGCAAAAGGCCGCCGGACACUGGAUCAUUCACCCGUGCAGCAAUUUCAGGUUUUACUGGGACCUGUGCAUGUUACUGCUUCUGGUGGCGAAUCUGAUCGUUCUGCCAGUGGCAAUCUCGUUCUUCAACGACGACCUGUCGAUCCGGUGGAUAGCCUUCAACUGCCUCUCGGACACCAUCUUCCUGCUCGACAUCGUCGUCAACUUCCGAACGGGAAUCAUGCACCAGGACAACUCAGAACAGGUGAUCCUGGAUCCCAAGCUGAUCGCACACCACUACAUCCGCACCUGGUUCUUUCUGGACCUGAUCAGCUCGAUCCCUCUCGACUACAUAUUCCUCAUCUUCAUUCAGGACUACAGCGACAGCUUCCAGCUGUUGCACGCAGGUCGCGCUCUGCGUAUCCUGCGCUUCGCCAAGAUGCUCAGCCUCCUCAGGCUACUCAGGCUGUCGAGGCUCGUCCGAUACGUCAGCCAAUGGGAAGAAGUUUACUUCCUGAACAUGGCGAGCGUGUUCAUGAAAAUCUUCAACCUGAUCUGCAUGAUGCUUCUUAUUGGUCACUGGAGCGGGUGCCUUCAGUUUCUCGUCCCCAUGCUGCAGGGGUUUCCUCCCAAUUCCUGGGUCGCCAUCAACGAACUUGAGACGAAGUACUGGUUCGAGCAGUACUCGUGGGCCCUGUUCAAGGCCAUGUCCCACAUGCUGUGCAUAGGCUACGGCCGCUUCCCGCCCCAGAGCCUCACUGAUAUGUGGCUCACGCUGCUCAGCAUGAUCAGCGGGGCCACCUGCUACGCACUGUUCCUCGGACACACGACCAACCUCAUACAGUCGCUGGACUCUUCGCGACGACAGUACCGAGAAAAGUUAAAACAAGUUGAAGAGUACAUGGCGUACCGAAAGCUUCCAAGAGACUUACGACAAGGAAUCACCGACUACUUCGAGCACCGGUAUCAAGGGAAGUUCUUCGACGAAGAAGCCAUACUCGGGGAGCUCUCCGAGCGGCUAAGAGAGGACGUAAUAAAUUACAACUGCCGGUCGCUCGUGGCGUCGGUGCCGUUCUUUGCCAACGCGGACCCAAACUUCGUCAACGACGUCGUGACCAAACUCAAAUACGAGGUCUUCCAGCCAGGCGACAUCAUCAUCAAGGAGGGGACACUCGGGACCAAGAUGUACUUCAUCCAGGAAGGCAUCGUGGACAUUGUGAUGAGCAACGGAGAGGUCGCCACCAGCCUCUCAGACGGGUCGUACUUUGGAGAGAUCUGCCUACUGACCAACGCCCGGCGCGUGGCCAGCGUUCGGGCCGAGACCUACUGCAACCUCUUCUCCCUGUCCGUGGAACACUUCAACGCCGUGCUGGACGUGUACCCUGUGAUGCGACGGACCAUGGAGUCUAUCGCAGCCGAACGGCUCAACAAGAUCGGCAAGAACCCGGACAUCGUGUGCCAGCGCGAAGACCUACGCGUCGACCUCAGCACAGUCACCGCCCUGCUCCGGUCCGCCCAGGCGGCCCACAACGACGACGAGGAGGAGGACGAGGACGCGGACGGCGACAACGGCGACGCCAAGGGGGGCGGCCGCGCGCAGGGCGGCAACCGGAGGAAGUACAGCCACCUCCUGGGGGUCCACCGCAGCGGAGGAGGCACCACGAUACCGAGGCCAAAGUCCGAGAGCUGCUUCCACCGCAUGUUCGACUUGGCCAGCGGCGCAGCGGCACAGACGGCCCUGCCGCGCUCGGGCACCUUCUACGAGAGCCUGACCGGCAUGGGUUCGCAGAGCAAUCUGCAGGAGGACUAGAGCCGCCGCCGCCGCACGGGCCUUCGGACGACACCGGGCGAGGAAGCUGCUGAGCCGGCCGCGGUACAGGUGUAGUCGCAACACUCGCGCCGAAGCGAGAUUCGUAACUAUGUAAGCGUCUAUUCGGCGCAGCACAGCGAGUAAGAUAAUACAAUAUGGCGAACACUCAAUGGAAAAUAAGCAAGGCCAAUCAGCCAAAAGUCACCGCCAAUUAGACCAAACCGAGAUGGUGUGAAUCAAAUCGGGCCACCGGAAGCGCAGGUCGAGCGGGCAUUAGGUCUUCGCGACGAGGUUCCAUAAUCCUCAAGCUCGCAUGCUGCGCAGUAACACCGUGCGCCAGUGCUGUAGCUGCUCCGUGGCGACAACCUACUAGCGUGUAUUUCCUAUAUUCGGUUUUCCAACCGACAGCCAGCACGUCGGAUAACGUAAACACUGCCGUUCCUUCACACGGUGUCAAACCAGAAAGCAACAUUUUCAAAAUUAUUUCGAGCGGUUCGGCUUACGCGCGAGUGUCUAAAUUACAAAAGCCAAAAGAGAACGCUUAAGACAAAAACAAAAAAAAAAUCAAGAACAAGGAAACUUGGUUAAUCUACUGCGGUUAACAUUUGCCGACAGCCGCGACUUACGCUGUGCUUAAAAUCAAUUUGCUAAGAUGAUUGCUUCGAUGUCUUCCGGCAGCUUCCUCGUCCGGCAAUAUAACUCGCGCGGUCCGCGAACACUCGCGAUGCAUCCGAGGGAUUGAAACUUGCCAAUUUUUCGUCUCAGAAACAGAAGAUUCCCCCCCGCCCCCGCCCCCAAAACAAUAUUAUUAAAUCCUGGGCGAACAAGUACGUAGCCAACAAGAACAAGAAGAACGCACAGCCGCAACGAAGUUAACCAUACUUCAAUCUAUCAAAGUAAGCUCGGCAUUGAGAAUCCACCUCACAUGGACUCGCACAGACCGCCAAGCCUGUCGCGUGCGUGUGCAGGUCUGUUCAAGUUUCUGAGCACGCACAUUCCCCAUUCAACACGCAACCCUCGCAAAGUUUCGGAAUGUCCCUCGGUUGCACGACGCAGGCGUUCGCGUGGCCGCGCGGGCGAGAUAUGCGGGACCAGCGCAUGCGCAUCUGGGAGCAAAGUGGCCUUAGAGAAAAAAACGGGGCGAGCCGUCACAGGGAUAAACACAGACAGACACACACCAUCUACACACAUAUCGCUCCACGCACGACUCGAAGGAAAAAAAAAAAAGUCACACGACACCUUGCUCACAUUGCCGAGACACGUCACAUGAUACCACCUCGUUGUAUGUUGUUUCGUAUAUGCACAAUGUCAUGUUCCCUUCCUAAAGUUGACUGCAGGACGAUCUCAAGCCGUCCCCUCCCGAUGCCCAUCCGAGAUCGACCGAAACAAUUUGUUUUCUCGAAGCAUGGUUCCGAAUAAGUUGGUUACUCCCGAGGAAAAAAAAAAAGCUACAAGACAUGCUUUCGUUGCAUGCUUGGCCCGCGCAGAGACUUUGAGAGCGGUCAAGCAAGCCCUUAACUGUUGAUAACCCAAGGAGCCGCGAGCCGCGAUAAGUUGUUCUUGCUGUUAAUAUGGAUGUUGUAUGUUUCCGAGACAACCACGUCAGCCCCUAGAGUAACUUCCAACGGAGAAAGCGAAAGAAGUCAACAUGCGAAAUCGGCGUACAAAAAAAAAAAAAACGUAUCCGCUGCUUGUAUUUUAAGCCAGCGCAUUUGAUGCAAACUUUGUAAAAAUAAACGAAAAACAAAGUAUCGUCAACCGGACAUCGGUGCUCUUGAAGAACACUAAUGUCCCGUAUCAACAUUAGCGGAAGCAUAUGAUUCAGGCGUUUAACGCACAUGUUGGCCCAUGUUGCCGAAUAACGUGUCUUGACUACAUUCGCUUAACUUCGACGACAAAUUCCAGAUCUCCACGUCGAUAAUCGUCUAUGACCCUUGAAUCGUUAUUCCCUUCUAAACGUUACUGGGCCAGAAGAGUUCGAAAUGGAGCCAGACGCAAAGGGUGCUGCAUAUUCUAGAUAUCGUGCAGGUGUUAAACAAAACCAGUUACUGUACGCAUCGACGACGCUGACCGUAGCCCUCUUAUCCAUCACUGAUAGGCCACAUCUGUAAACUGUAGGUCUCUACGUGAAAAUUGUCGUUUUUGGUGGUCGUGACUGCAGCGCAUGAAUACCCUACCUAAUGUUCACCUCGAUAAAUGUGCCCCCAAAGGACCCAGCGGAUGGCUUAAUCAAAUUACACGUACGAUAUUGCGUAGAAAUGAUUAAAAAUAUAUAUUAGCCGGUUUCGCGCUCAUGGACGAAAAAAAAUACUAAUGAGGGUCUCCAGAGUAGGUACCUGUAGACUACAGGGCUGGUGGUCAAUCCACCGGCCCGUAUUUGUGGGCUGGUGUAGUAAUCUAGGAAAACUACACACGUACUCAGAAGAAGGAAUAAGGAGAACACAUGCUAACCAGAUGAUAAUUCGAAGCAACAAAGAAAAAAAAGCCAGAAAUGGUCGACAAAUUUUUCUUCUCUUCUUCGCUGAGCUCGGUAUGAGUCGGUGGUUGGAAACAAGCCGCGUCGCUGGUGAAGUGUGAAAGUUGGACGAUGACGUUUCUCCGAAUAACUGCAGAGGCGUGGUUGGACAAAACAAAAUGCAAAGAUACGAGGAGAGAGAGAGAGAGAUAAAAAAAGAGAGAAACAACUUUGCAGUGCGCGCACUCUGUGACCUUUCCGGCACACGACCGACGACUGCUGCUGCGUUCGAGGCAGGCCUCGUGAAAGCCACCAGCCGAAACUCGUUACACGCGCUCCCUUCGUGAUGACGACGCCAACCGUACAAACUAAUGACGUGUUCACAAACGCGUGCCGAAGAAAGACCGUUACAAGAGCCUCGCAACGGCGUCCGCAGAGAGGGCUCUCGUCUACUAUAACACGGUCACUGCACAGGCGAGCUCUUCGCAAACACGUUCCCGGAUUCACAGAGGGGCCGUAUAAAUCACGCACUCCUGCAGACGCAGCAAAAGAAAGCCUCUCUCCGGGAAGAACACUAUGAUCGAGCAUUAUGUGUCCAUCGCCCCCUCUUUACUUGAUAUUUUUUAAGCAGUGAUAGGAAAACUCGGAAAGGCGCUCGUCGUCCAAACUUCCGCGUUCAAAAACACUAACUCACCCUCACUCUCGAAUCUCCCCUUUCCCCGACGACCUUCUCCAUGGAUCGCCAUUGAGAACAUCGUAAACUGCAUGCAACUCUUUGACUAGGAGCAUGAUGUUCCCCCCACGCGUCUACGUAAGCUCGUUCCCUUGGCGACACACGCCGCCGCUGUAGGAAGAGCCGACCCGCCAUCUCAGUCGUCGUCCAUCACACAUCGUCGCACAUUGCUGUCACAACACUUCUUUGCCUGCUCGCUGCAAAAAAACAAGCACACGCGGGGCAGGGUCGGGGUGCUAGAAUAACGCAACGCGGUUGAUACGUAUGCAACCGUAACACGAAGGAACAACAGUUAGGCUCUGUAGUUAUGCAGACACGAUCGCGUGACGCUACAGGGUGAAAAAAAAAACGAUGAGCUUGUAUGAAAACAAGCAUCGGCGAGAUCGCCCUCUCGUAGGUUUAUCGGAACGAGGGGACAUUCAUACAACCUGCUGCCGUGUAACAAAUAAUUUCGUAGCAUACAAAGUAGGCGUGAAGUAACGAAUUUUUUUAAUAGCGUCACUGAACACUUGGCUUCAGCCCUUUAGUUCAGCGUCGGCCGUAGAAGGAACGAAAAUUAGUCAGACCAGCCGCUGUCUUUGAAAAAGUUAAAGUAAACAACGCCCACCUAGUACUCUUAACGACGAAUAUGAAGGUUUCUUCCAGAUAAAAAAAAAAAAGAAAAAAAGACUCACUUGCACGCUGCAGUAUCGUCAGUUUAAGAUGAAGCGCAUUCGUAAUCUAUAGUCGCGCAUUCGCAUUUACGUCAGCUCAGCUAUUGCGAUGUCGUAGGCGGGUGCCGAAAGAUUAUUACGCCGCGUUUCUGUGCAUUCGCUGACGUAACGAGGCGGUCGGUACAUGCCCCUGUCACAUCGAGUGAAACACUCUUUUUAACUUUUUUUUUAAUCGAAUAAUACGAGAAAGGCUGAGAAAUAACCACGAAUGUCUAAUGUGUGGCAUGAAGUAAGUGUUAGCGACAAUCACUCAUCGACGCAAAGUUCACUUUCGCUUUAUAUCUCCCAGCAAAGGACGCCGGACGACGGCUUGCAGGUUAGGUUAUCGCUUAUCGCCAUUUGACAUACUGAGCUUUCGACUGGAGCUUCCCAUUAUAGCCCGACAUCCGAGGCGACUAGAAUGCGAUUUUUUGAAUGCGAAUAGAAUGCGAUGUUUAGAACGCAACGACCGGUAAAUGAGAAAUUAUGUAACUUCAAAUCGGGAAGCCAGUUAACACGCUAAUUUGUGUCCUUGAUAACUGCGCAAGAACAAAAAGGAAAGAACAAAGCCAAAACAAGCUUACCUUUAUAGGGCGUUUCUUCUAUUUUUUUUUACUGCGAUAUGCAACAUAGUAGUCCUUCGGCAACAAGAAAAUAUGUGUCUGCAACGAUAUUUAUCAGGGGGAAUCAAAUGUCAAUCACUCCGCUGCUUCGUCAGUGAGCUUCUUAAGCAGCCACAAAUCGCCGUAACGCUUAAUGAUGUGACGUUGUAUGCUGCAAAUAAUGGAAAGCUUACAGUAAGGGCUAUACAGUCGCUCUGUAUGGAACGUCCUCCUCAGACCAUCAAAUACAUCUUCCUCGCUUUCCCGCAGUGGUCUCCCCUUAACGGCAAAGCAAGCUUUACAGGGGGAAACAGGUUGGUGGGCGAGCACGCACGCAACACUCUCUCGCAAAAAAAUGCAUUUAGACAGUCUACACAAAACCUGCAGAUGUUCUUUUUCUAUGACGCCUAUACAUAACGCCUAUAUGCAAGCGCCUACUCGCCGCUUAACACGUUUCGUUGCCUGACAGCCUUAAGACUUUCUGCCAACAACCUCCACGGAAGUCUCUCUGUACCGCUAUUGGGACGCCAGCAAAAAGCGAUGAGGUAACGGAUUACGUUUCAGGCAGUCAACAAUACUUAUGACGCUGUCAGAGUGACAAGUCUGCGAAGAGGCGUAGUUAUUUCGGCGAGAAGUCCUCUAUGGAGAGCCUAAAUUCGUUUUUACGAGGGCAUAAUUAAUGUACGACUGCAAUACCGACAGCUCUGUUAAGAGUACAACGUGUCCUACGCAAAAGUAGGCCGGGGCCCUACCAGAGCGCGCAUGCGCACGAAAGAACCCCGAACGUCGCACACAUUAACAAACAAUCUUAAAAGAGUGCGAGCCUCACUGCAUACACCGCGCUGCUGCCGAGAAGCGCUUCCGCUGCGGCUUGAUUUCUUUUUUUUUUUUAUUAUUAUUAUACCGUUCAAUGCAAAGGUGCACGCCGGCAGAUAUCUCUUCGUCGCUGUACAUAGGUGUACAUAAUCGCCAUAUACAUAUAAGAUAUAUAUAUACAUAUAUAUAGGCCAGCCAAUCACACUCGUAUCCGUUGUCGGUGCGCCUCUUGUUUGUGCAGGGCCCGCCCUGUUUCCCGCGUUAGUUGAACACCUGUUUGCAAAUUGUGCGCGUGUUAUGAUUACUCUAUCGCUAUCUAUUACGCACGCACGCACACCCGCACAACACAGCGUUGGUCUUGUGAAACCCCAUAUCCCAGUCCUGCGGUUGUUGUCAUUGUACGCGGUCUAUCCCCAAAGCCCCCUACUCACUAAUCCCCACACGUCCCAAGACUGCAGCGCGCACUUCUUCCGCCGCUCUGGUGUUUGUUACCUUAUCGCUCUUUUUUUUUCUCGCUGACGUCAUAAGCAGGGUCAAAGAGAACACGCUUCGGCAUUUAGCCGCGCCGCAGUAUUGUAGUAUUCGCGCGCGUGCGCACACCAAAGUCACGAUCAAGAAAGUGUCGGUGCAUGAAGUGACAGUGGCUCGAAUGACUGCGUAGCUACGUUUUGUCGCCGCCAUCGCCGAGCCCAGCUAGCGAUACUCAGCAUUAGAACUGAUCCGUUGAUCACCACAGUGACUAAGCGUCGAAUUAUCGACAGCGUUCACGAUCCGUUUUACAUACUCAUGAUGCCGAGUACUCGCGCUGCCCAGUGAACUGCCAAGACAAAACGCACACAGACGCGCGCUAAGUGUCUAUGUAUAUUUUGUCUGUAAUAUGUACCUAUGAGUUGCACACAGACAGUGAAUACAUGUAUUCAGCGUGUGAUCAGAUGUCUGCGGACUGCCUUUGAGCCGCCGAAUAUACUGUCGUCAGUGGAGAUUCUUAUUCGGAUCUUACUGUGUUCUUUUAUUAUUAUUAUUAUUCAUACAAUGUCACUUAUCCACAGGAAGCCCAGUAUCUACUUUAUGUGUAAUGUCUGUAUACUUUCUAUUGAUUGGCGAAACGACUUUCAUCAGAGGCCUAGAACACUGUAAAAAUCCGAGAGUGUUUCGGCGAAAAUGUGCGAAGCCUAAUAAAGAGGGGAAAAAAAGGAACGCGAACCGCUUUGAAAAUGGGAGGGCUGUUUAUGACAUCCGGCUUCUUUUUUCCCUCCAUUUCCGGAUCAAUUCUCUUCGAUCUAUGAGUCACUUUGCUUCCAUCCUAAAUGAAUUCAAUACUAUAGCAGUCUUUUGCCUUCCCCUACCCUCUCCUCUUUAUAUUUUGUAUUUUAAACUUCAAACACACUAUAGGCCGGUUCAAUCAAAAUUUCAAUUAUUUAUCGCCAUAUAUUUGCCAUAACGCCAAACGCAGAAACGUACGUGACCGCAAGUAUACGGUCACGAGUGUUUCUUCAGCGACGUCAGUUAUGCAUGAUAAUCUGGAUAGAAAAUAAUGUAAUAAAGAUGGAGAUAGAGAGAGAAAUAGGGUGGGGCCGUUUGAAUAUCCAUAUCGACUUGCAGAAUAAAAAAAGUUUUUUUUAAAUAACAAAAACCGCAGUAGCAGGGUAAACAUCAUGCGCUAUUUAUGGAAAUUGUGGAAAUAUAUAUUUAUGGAAAUAUAUAUAUAUAUAUAUAUAUAUAUAGAGAGAGAGAGAGAGAGAAGAGAGAGAGAGAUUCGUUUCUGCAUUAUAUUUUCACAUUCAUUUAUCCAGCACACUCGUGUUCAUUCAUUUACGUUCCCGGUCUCGGGCGUGGGCUCCGCGAUGCGGCGCGUCGGCGAACGAUCCCAGAGGCCACGCUCUCAAGCAAUGACCACGUGUAUAAGACCGGUCGUACGGGCCACUGUCACCUUCCUUCGCUAACAGCCGCUUCCUGUGAUGAAAGUGAAACAAAAAAAAGUAUAUCGAGCGGCGGCUACUCUUUUCAUUUCUCUCUGCUUCGUAUACGCUUCAGCAUGGACCAAUAAGAGCGAGCUUCGAUCGACCAUCUAGACAGAUGCGCGAGCGGAAGAUGCGAAGCUCUUGCUUAGAAAGGAAGAAACAAAGAAACCAGAGAGAAAUACGCAGCGAAGCACAGCGCGUUACCACACACACGAGCACACCUCAGUACACCGCGGGUUUCGAGAACGAGUCGUUACGUAACGCCUAGUCAGCCAAUGUAGGGACGAACGCGUAUUAUAUGUAAGCUAUAUAUGUAUUACACGUAACGAAUAGGCCUUGUUAACGAGUGACGUUCUAAUUUCUGCAGCGUAUACUUAUAGUAAGGGUCUCCUCGAGAACGGAAGCGAGGUAGACAUGGGAAAAAAGUACGAGAAAGGGACAGACAGUGAAGAGUUCCGUUGUCUUGCACUGUACAUAGCACAUCGAGCACGUCGCCGCACUGCACAGCUUGUCAAUCACAGCUCGUAAAACACAGCGCUUUGCUUACGUUGCGUGCGCUGGCAGAGGGGAGGCGCAUUCGCGGUGACCGCGGACAUUCAAUCACUGGGCUGGUCACAGCACGCGGGUGAGAAUAGCCGAGAAAAGAACACGUAUACAGUUCUUUGUCAAAAGCGUACACAGACUGCGCCGCGUCUGGCCAUGGAUGAGCCGCUGCCUCGACGAGUUCUUUGCAACGCGAUUCACUAAUUGAGCAUUUAAAGCGCGAAAAGUACAUGGAAAGGUAUUAACGGCGCUCCAGAUCAGCAGUGGAUCCUCUAAAGGGAAUGCGACAACUGGCAAGAGAAGCCCGACAGUUAGUUUUUGAUUGCGAUUUUUUUUUUUCGAAGAGCCGGGAAUGUUACUACGAGACACACCAUGCAUAGCUUUGGUCAUGGUCACGCUGUCAGCAGGCCUGUUUAUCGGACUCGUAUAAACUAACGUCGGGAACGCCGCCAUGUUGAAUAAUCACUCCAAGAGAAAAAAGCGAGCGCGAUUAUCUUCUCCAGCUGCUUCCAGCAGCGCUAGCCAAUAAGGCUUCGACUGUUAAGGCUCUUUCUUAGUACGAAUUAUGUCUCAUAACAUCGAGUGAAAGUUAACUAUAUGUACGAUUAAAGCUACACUUCAUAGCUAGCUAUCUGUAUUUUUUUUAAUCUUAUAAACGGCGGAAGUUGGGUUUCCGCUAUUCGUCGUGGUGCCAUCAAAUACCGCGCCGCCGUCACGUGACUUGCCUAUAGUUUCAAAAUACGUGGCGCGUCGUACGGCACCGCAAUGCGGCUCCCUCUAGCGCACGCAAGCUGUUGUACACCGCAGUCUCACGUCUGAACGCCAGGCUCACGUCUUCGCGAUUUAACUCCGCAACCGCAGAGCGGGCAGAAGCACUUUAGCGCCGUCUAAAAUCAUUAGAGAAAAAAACAAUUAAUCACAUCAUCGCGCGCCUCAUCACCAUCUUCACACGUGAUGCCACGCUACACGGUGCAAAAAAAAUACCUACAAAUAAAGCCGAACAAAAAAAACUAUUACCGCAGGGCACGUUAUGAAAGAGUAUUAGCUAUAAUAGUUAGCGAGCACAAAGCCCACGGCAGUUGAAUAGGUCGCAGAGGCCUCGUAUAUCCACGAACACUGAUCACAGCAAGGAUGCGCUGUCUCUACUCUUACAAACGAGUGGUUCCCAUAGUAUACACCUAAACCAUAGGCCUCUGGCGUUUUUCGACGCAGCACGUGGCUCUGCAACAGCAUACGCGUCGUGCGCACCGAUGUGACACCGUUGUGAACCGGUUCGAAGCCACAGGAGUGCCGCUGAAGCGUUUGCGUCUCGGACUGAUGAUGUUCAGCUCAUACGAUUGCGCUGGUACGCUUUUAGGGAUUGACAGCAAAGCAGGCGCCCCAGCUGGCCGAGGCAAGCGAGAGAUAAAAGGGGUGCCGUUAUCUUAACGCGUCCCCUCCUCUAAGUCAUUCCCUGUAUGACGGCUAACCAGCUGUAUAAUCGAUACUAUUGGUCAAGUUAAACCACCAGUUAACUUUAGCGAAAAAAAUGAACAUCAAAUGCUUUCCACGAAGGUCUGUCAGCAUUGAGAAAAGGCUGCUUACGAAGUCGCAUAUUACGAAAUCGCGAAAUAAUGAAAAGCAAAAGAGGCAGCAUAUCCAAAACAAUCUGUUAGGGUAUAUGAGAAGACGUAAACAAUGCGAUCCACUGUGAACGGUCUCCCAUUUAACGCAAUACUGCAGUAAAACGAAGGAUAACGGUAUCAGACGGCGCCGUAAGCAAGCAUGCUUGUGACGGCCUCAGACUUGCACGGCCUUUGGCCUCCUGUGUUCGAAGGUGUGCGUUUCAAGUUUGCAGCGUCAGGCUGAACGCACGAGCAUCAGUCCGCGGCGCGUGAAGAUCUGGCAGUGAUACAUGCAUGGGACGGGUUUGCGCACGCUUCAGCGCUUAACGCUGCUGGGCAGCCCCAAGCCAGAUACAAUUAGCCGACGCCCCUAGCGCUUCUUUCUACAUCCUAUAUCUAAGCUCGUGCGAAGCACAAACUGUAAGAAAAUCAACGACGACAUGCAUAACCCACACGUCUACGCUUCGGGAAAUUAAUAUCGCGUGUCGCGAACGGAAAUCGGACACACCGUAACACCAUUCCCAUCCCUUCCUUUUCGCGUGAAGAUUUCGACCAAUGAGAGCAGCCGUAAUUUGCGGAAAUUGGUUUCUAGUUCUUGCCCAAGAGCGAGUUCCUGUCACCUAAGAGCGGCUCCGGGUUCCUGGCACCUAAGAGCGGUUCUUGCCCUAGAGCGAGUUCCUGUCACCUUUUAGAGCUCUGUCACCUAAGAGCUCUAAAAGCUUCCUGAAAGGCGACAAACGCGGCGAUGUGGCGACGCUACAGACAAAUCGCGCUGCGCGCCGUGGCCUCCAAGAUACUCGGCAGAAAAACCGACAAUCUCGGAGACCUGUGCAGCGCAUGCGGGUGCGCGGCGAAGGCCGCACCGUCUGGCCGAUCCAGGAUCGCCAAACGUGUCCCAAUCAGGAACGCUGGUACCGAACGCGCCGACGACCAAAGGGUUUUUAAAGUAUACAUGCGAGGUACGUAAAUGCGAGACGUGCCCUUUGCCAGUUUCCCGCCUCCGAUAAACCCGCGGCAUCAAGCAGAUACCGACGACGAUACAAUGAACUGGAACAAACAAGAAGACACUUCCGACCACCGCUGAUUGCGAUCACGUGGUAACCCUUCCAGAACGAAGAAUUCCCUUCAUAAACGUCCUCCGCCGUUCCCUUCCUUCAGACUUCUAUAGAGAAAAACGAGAAGGAGUGUGUGUGUGUGUGCACGCGUCGAACGCGAAUGCUCUGUGCUCUGAACACUGGAACAGGGACGACGAACUGUUGUGGCCGUCUGUACACAGAUGUCGCGCGCUUCCCAAAGCAAUACUCACGAGAGAGGCAGAGAAAAGGCGGCUUGUUUAAGCGUACCUUUUCUGAACACACCACGGAAGCGAGUUGUUGUUUCGCUGCUGUGAACUUUAAAAAAAAAAAAAAGAUAUUGCUUCUGCGCGGUCGACACGAGAUACGGGGACCGCGACAUAGUACACACUGGUGCGGAUGUUUACACACGAAUGGUGCGUGUGCCCAGGGUUUUGUGCACAAAAAUAGAAGACGGAGUAAAAAGAUGUAAAUGGGUGGAACGGUUCUCCCCCGCAGGACUCAGAGACUGUGAUCACGGCCACGCAAAAGAUUUAAAAAAAAACGUGGCAGUGUAUGUGUGUGUGGCGCGCGCGCUCUAUGAAAACAAAAAGCAAAACUUCCGAGAGAGAGAGGGAGAGAGCCUUCACCGCGGCUCCGUCGAGUGUAAAUAGUAAUCAAUAGCAAUAUGCAAGACGAAAACCCGUAACUAAGUUUUAGCCAAGAAAAAAAAAACACUACUACUACCUAGGAACUAACAGAAAAGCCAUAGAGUUAGCAGCGUGGAAAUAAAAAAAAACAGUGCUCCUUUAUCUAAAACCAUAGAGAAUCGAGUUACACCGCUUGAAAUUGUACCUUAUUUUUGUAUAGUGACAUAAAAAAGAAAAUAUAAAGGCGAACACAGUUGCUCGAGCGUAAUGAACGUGCAAGCGUUGUACUGCGCUCGUUUGUUUUUGUUUUUGUUUUCUAAGUGUCGUUACCGUUACGUUACCUACGGUGUGUCUAAUAGAGUAUAUCUGCUGCAUUUCUUGACGUCAUUACAUACGUGUGUAGGCUGUUGGCAAUAAAGGUAUGCGCUACUUGUUGCGGGUUUGUCCGCGUUGUCGAAGUAUCUAGUUGCGCAGGUCGUUUCUAUACGCCACCUUUUCUUUUUUUUUUUUCUAUUUCUCCGUUCUUUCGUCAUGUUUUCUUCCUUACACCAAUACCCUCGCGGGUGUACUGGUCUUGUUUGGUGCAAUUCACGAAAGCACGAACCUUACGCGCGUGGUGUCGGGCGAAGCGAUGGCGUUUAUAGGAUAAGUGCGAUCGAGCAUUGUUGAAGAUUCCACAGUGAGCAUAUAUCGACCUGAUUUGUUUGUUCGUUCAUGUGAGAUUUCCUAUUAAAGCGUUUUGUAGAA
Molecule: messenger RNA, 14436 nt
Organism: Rhipicephalus sanguineus (brown dog tick)
Lineage: Eukaryota; Metazoa; Arthropoda; Arachnida; Ixodida; Ixodidae
Gene: Ih
Product: potassium/sodium hyperpolarization-activated cyclic nucleotide-gated channel 2
Exons: 10
Coding region: 269-2581 (770 amino acids)
Biological process (GO): potassium ion transport; transmembrane transport
Cellular component (GO): membrane
Molecular function (GO): voltage-gated potassium channel activity
Source: RefSeq, a predicted model, not a curated record